Molecule: messenger RNA, 1316 nt
Organism: Lycium ferocissimum
Lineage: Eukaryota; Viridiplantae; Streptophyta; Magnoliopsida; Solanales; Solanaceae
Exons: 5
Coding region: 29-1288 (419 amino acids)
Molecular function (GO): S-adenosylmethionine-dependent methyltransferase activity
Source: RefSeq, a predicted model, not a curated record
GAGGGGUUUAGAAAGGGGUUUAUGAGAAAUGUUGAAUUUAAGCAAACGGAUUUCGCAAUUGCAGCUAAGGCGUUUAUCAACAGCAAUACGAGAAAGUAUAGAAGAUGAAGGCGACUGGUUUUAUUCAUCUGAAUGGUGGAACUCUACUUCCGAUGGACACACUGUUUUCCGAUCAGUGUCUGAUAAGGGAAACGGCGUCGUUUCUAUUGUAGCUUUCCCUUCUUCCCGACCAGAAAAUUGUUAUUGGGCAAGAAUAGAGAAUUGGCUUCAGAAGAGGUAUGAAAAGAUAUAUCCGGGGCAUGAACACAAUGGGAAUUUCAGGAUUCUUGGUUACCAAUGGCGUAAUCUUCACUUUAACGACGACACUCGCCAAAGCACCGUUAAAAUUAUGGCUGCUUACAGGGAAUCAGAUCCUGGUUCGAUAUGCUUGAUGCAACAGGCAGAGUGCCUCGCCGUUCCAUAUGUGAAGAGCAUGGUCUCUGCUGGCUUGGCUACCAUAGCAUCUUGCAAAUUUGAUCUUGAAAGUGCAGUUUAUGGGAGAAAACCAAUGAAUAUUUUAUGCAUUGGGCAUGGUGGAGGAAGCAUACCUUUGUUUUUGGCGAGUAAAAUCCAAGGUGCUGAAGUGCACAUAGCUGAAAUUGACCCUGUGGUUAUCUCAGCCUCAGUCCAAGCAAUGGGGUUCCCAUCUUACUCAGUUAUGACCCCAUCUGGUAGUCGUGCACAGUCAAUUCCUGAUCCUAUUGAAGAAGUACAAUGGAAAGGCAUUCAUGAGAGGCUUCAAUUACACGAAUCAGAUGCUGAGAAGUUUCUCCUUGAGAACAAAAAUCUUUAUGAUCUAGUUUUCAUCGAUGCCUAUGACGGGGAAGAUAUCUUUCCUCACGCCCUGUGGGAUCCACACUCUCCUUUCCUCAAUGCUCUCGCAGACCAACUUCACCCCGAGCAUGGAACCGUUGUCAUAAACCUUCACUCAGAUGUAGACUUCAGGGAUGCUGAUUUCAGUCCACCUGGUUCUCACCUUUUGCCGAUGGGAAAGUAUGUUUCUAAAGUGUGCAGAGCAUACAAAGAAGUUUUGUUAGGGAGUAAGAGUUCCAACAAUGGUCUGGCUUAUGUAGUGUCUGUGCCUUGGGUAUGUAAUACAUCUCUUGUUGUGAGCAGAGGUUUAGGAAAAUCUAGUAGAGAUAUGGUUAUGAAGACUAUCAUGUCUAGAGCUCUAGUUGUUGAGAAUAUUCUUGACUUGCCAUUUUCUUGUUUGCAAUAUCUGAAACGAGGUUUUACUUUGGUGAAUUAAUAUGAAUUAAAGUGUUUUGCCUUCUCUU